ACCCUUGAUUGCAAUUAUUUAUCCUUAAUUUUUUGUCACAAAAAAAAUGAGUCAAAGUCACCGUAGUCAAACCACGCCAUCCUCAGCAACGCGUUCAGAUCUGCACACUCACUUCCUUCUCUCUAUUUAUCGCCUAAAAUCCCUUUCUUCUUCGUCACCCUCAAUUCCUUAUCUUUUCACUUAAACUCACUUUUGAUCUUGCAAUCGAAACCAUUGUCUCUUGCGAAGCUUGAUCUCACCCCAACCCAGAAACAAAGACUGGUCCUUGAUGAAGAUUAGCUCGCCUCCUUGGGAUGAUUAUUCACACUUCCAUAACUUGAACCCGGAGAUGGAUUCCUGGUUCGGCUUGAACAAUGAUGAUGUUGUAGGAAAUGUAAACGGGUACGAUGAUUUGAAGAACAGUAACACGUUGAGGGACGUUUUCACUUCGUUGAUUCUGUUAGACGACGAAGAUGAGAAUGAGGAGAGAUCAGCGAGAGCUAUGGAAUCCGAGCGAGACAAAGCUUUGUUUCAGUAUAACAAUAAGCAGCAAGCUCAAGCUCUGAUUAACUACUACAUGCAGCUUCAGGAUCAUUAUUACUCCGAUGAGAUGAAUGAGCUCGAGUUCGACCAUUUUCGAACCAAAAGAGCUCGUCGUUCUACUUCCACCGAAUCUGUUUCAGCGUCUGCCUUCGUUUUUGAAAACGUGGGCUCUGAAAUUCCGGCCCCGAUGUUGGCGAGUUCUGGAUCAUCUUCUUCUUCUUCAGGUGAGCACCACAACCACCAUCAUCGCCGGUUAUGGGUGAAGCAACGGUCGAGGGGAUGGUGGGAACGGUGUAACCACCCUGACUUCCCGGAAGAAGAAUUCCGGCGAUGUUUUCGGAUGAGCAAAGCAACGUUUAACAUGAUCUGCUACGAACUCGAAUCGGUGGUGACGAAGAAGAACACGACGCUUCGUAACGCUAUUCCAGUGAAACAACGUGUUGCUGUGUGUAUAUGGAGUUUAGCCACCGGCGAUUCGCUUCGCCUCGUAUCUGAACAGUUCGGAUUGGGCGUAUCAACGUGUCACAAGCUUGUCCUCGAGGUGUGUUCCGCCAUUAAAACUGUUCUCAUGCCUAAGUUUCUUCACUGGCCUGAUGAAGCGAAGAUGAACGAGAUCAAGAACGAGUAUGAACUGAUCUCAGGCGGCAUACCAAACAUUGGAGGCUCAAUCUACACCACACAUGUCCCCAUUAACGCACCUAAGAAUAUCAGUACUGCGUCUUCUUAUUUCAAUAAGCAUCACACAGAAAGGAAUCAGAAAACGUCUUACUCAAUUGCAGUUCAAGGUGUUGUUGAUCCUCAAGGGAUAUUCACUGAUGUGUUCAUUGGUGGGCCUGGUUCAUUACCUGAUGAUAAAGUGUUAGAGAUAUCAGGUUUAUACCAGCUGAGAGCCAGUUUGGGACUUUUAAAUGAUGCUUGGAUGGUGGGAAAUUCUGGGUUUCCUCUGAUGGACUGGGUUUUGGUUCCAUAUACAGAAAAAAAUCUGACUUGGUGUCAGCAAGUAUUCAAUGAGAAGAUUGGGAAGAUUCAAAAGGUUGCUAAGGAAGCGUUUGGUAGAUUGAAAGGUAGGUGGGGUUGUUUGCAGAAGAGAAGAGAGAUGAAACUUGAUGACUUGCCUGUGAUUGUUGGGGCUUGCUGUGUUCUGCAUAAUAUAUGUGAGAUGAGAAAUGAAGAGAUGGAUCCACAGUGGAAGCUUGACGUGUUUGAUGAUGAUGAAGAGGUGAAUAUAGGUUCAGAUCAGAAUAACAUAGCAUCUGCUUAUUCAGUCCUGGCUAGGGAUUACAUAGCUUACAAUUUGUUGUGGAUGGCCUUGCAGGGCACUAGCCAGCAAGUUACUUCCUAGUCAGAAAAACGAAUAUGCUUUUUUUGCUGCACUAAAUAUGAUUAAGUGUGUGUUUCAUUUUCAGUCAGCUAAAAAUUCAUUUAAUAAAAAUUAAUUUAAUAAAAGCUAG
This is a messenger RNA of Prosopis cineraria, 1973 nucleotides long. Its product is annotated as protein ALP1-like. Bases 269 to 1864 code for a protein of 531 amino acids. The transcript has a single exon. The record is from RefSeq and is a predicted model, not a curated record. Lineage: Eukaryota; Viridiplantae; Streptophyta; Magnoliopsida; Fabales; Fabaceae.